CCCCCUCCCCUCCUCGUUUUCUACUCCCCCUACCCACCUCACACACUCAUCAAAACCCUCAUUUCUCCUCUCUAAAACCCCCCUUCCAUUUUGAUUUCUACGAUCCGAUUCGAUUUCACACUACCCAUGGCCGCUCGUGCUCCCCCCAGCCGUGACGCCGCGGCGACUCCUCCUGCCGCGCCGCCCUCGAAUGGCCAGAUCCUACACCACCAGCCGCCGUCGAUCAGGCGCCAUCUCCCGUUCUCCUCCAUGAAUCCGCCCUUCGCUUCUCCCCACGACUACCACCGCUUCUCAACCCCGGCCCGCUCCGCCGAUCACCUCUCUGAAGCUCUAGUUAUCAAGUCUCCUCCUUUGAAGCGGAAGAAUGUGUAUCAAAAUAAUGAAGUUGAGUCCAGUGAGUGGGCAGCAAGUACAGUGCAUAGGGAUAUCACUAAUAACCCACUCCGUACACCAGUGUCUACUAAAGGGGGAAGGCCUAAUUGCCGGUCAAAGGCCGGUAAGAACAAUAGAGCCUUGCCUUCCACCCCCAUAUCUAAUGCUGAUGCUCCUUCCCCUUUCACGCCUGCUGGCUGCCGCUUUGAUAGCUCCCUGAGUCUAUUGACUAAGAAAUUUAUCGCUUUGAUAAAGCAUGCAGAGGAUGGUGAACUCGAUCUAAACAAGGCAGCAGACACUUUGCAGGUCCAGAAGAGACGUAUAUAUGACAUAACCAAUGUCCUUGAAGGGAUUGGCCUUAUUGAAAAGAAGCUGAAAAACAGAAUACAUUGGAAGGGUCUCGAUUCUUCAAGACCUGGAGAAGUGGACAAGGAUGGUACUCUUCUGCAUGCAGAAAUUGAGAACCUUUCAAUGGAAGAAAGAAGUUUGGACGACCGAAUACGGCAAAUGCAGGAAAGGUUGGGAGAUUUGAUUGAAGAUGAACAUAAUCAGAGAUGGCUUUUUGUGACUGAAGAUGACAUAAAAAGCUUACCUUGCUUCCAGAAUGAAACCUUGAUAGCAAUCAAAGCACCCCACGGGACCACCCUUGAAGUCCCAGAUCCUGAUGAGGCUGUUGAUUAUCCACAAAGGAGAUAUAGAAUUAUUCUUAGAAGUGCAAUGGGUGCUAUUGAUGUUUACCUUGUGAGCCAAUUUGAGGAAAAGUUUGAAGAGGUGAAUGGAGUUGGAGAUUCGACAAAUUUCCCUGUUGCCUCAAGUUCAGAGGCACAUGAGAACAUAGCAGUGGAGAGAUCAUCCAUGUCACAUGGUUCACCACAGGUUGAAACUCAGGCGCAAGAUAGCCAUGAUCUUAACACUGUGUAUGAUUCACAUCAAGAAUUUGCUGGAGGAAUGACUAAGAUUAUCCCCUCAAAUAUUGAUAACGAUGCAGACUAUUGGCUUUUAUCAGAUGCAGCAGGCAUCAGCAUGACAGACUUGUGGAAGACGGAUUCUGGCGUGGAGUGGAAUGAUGUAAACAUGCUGCACGAUGAGUUGGAAAUAGCUGCUAUUAGCACACCAAGAGCACAUAUUCCUUCAUCUAUUGAUAUUGAUGUACACCCUGUUAAUAAUGAUGUCCAACCUAGGUGAUUCACUACAAUUUGUGAGGGCGUGUGAGAAGACUCCCACCCAAUUCAGAUGGUAAAACACGUCAUUGCCUGCUGCAUUGUGAUGCUCAUCUCUAGUUAUACUUGAAGGCAUUUCAUGCUUUUGGCAAUGGACUUAAUGAAUUGUAGAAGAGGCCGUGCAAGAGAAAAUUAAGAUGGGAGAGCACUGGGAACUAAGUGGCUCUCUAAUACACCGUUGGAGAAUCUCCAGACCUCCACAGGUGAAUAACCAAUCAAUUUUGCCAUUUUCAUGAGAUUUAGUAAAUUGUCUGAGGUGAGGCUAGGGUGUAACAUGAGCUAAUUUAAGAAUAUAGAACUGGGUCUGGAUUAUUUACUUGCGUGUCUUGAUCUCUUGAUUCAAUUUGACAAUGCAUUGGAAGAAAGAAAAAUGUAUGAUUGUAUACCUUGUUACGAACUGAAUUGAUUUCGAUAUUUAUGAA
Messenger RNA from Salvia hispanica, 2014 nucleotides. RefSeq names its product transcription factor E2FA-like. NCBI's taxonomy places the organism in Eukaryota, Viridiplantae, Streptophyta, Magnoliopsida, Lamiales, Lamiaceae. Gene Ontology annotation, cellular component: RNA polymerase II transcription regulator complex. Gene Ontology annotation, biological process: regulation of transcription by RNA polymerase II. The record is from RefSeq and is a predicted model, not a curated record. Gene Ontology annotation, molecular function: RNA polymerase II cis-regulatory region sequence-specific DNA binding; DNA-binding transcription factor activity, RNA polymerase II-specific; protein dimerization activity.